UAUCUCACCAUAAUCAUACUUCGUAUCUGAAUUAUUAGUGAACUUAUCCACGUUUUACAGUAAACGUACUGAGAUCGUUUCAUCAUGGCCCUGACUUCUCAACACUUGGAGGGGAUAGUGGAGAUGUUGUUGAAAGGUGAGGGACUCGAGGUCACACAGUUUCAUUCACUCCCUGAGCAAGUGGAGGCAGUUUCACGGAGAAACGUGUGUCUGGCAGUAUGUGCGGUAAUCUUCAACUCAAAGGGGGAGGUACUGAUGAUACAGGAGACCAAGAGAGAGUGUUAUGGCUCUUGGUACCUCCCUGCAGGUCGUAUUGAAGAGGGUGAAACCAUUGUAGAAGCCCUACAGAGAGAAGUCAAAGAGGAGGCAGGUAUCGACUGUCAGCCAAUCACAUUGCUGCAGAUUCAAGAAGAAGGGCCGAAGUGGAUUCGGUUCACUUUUCUCGCUGAGAAAACAGGGGGCUCCCUGAAGUCGCUGAAACAAAAAAAUGCAGAAUCACUGCAAGCUCAUUGGUGGGAUUUCGCCGGUGGUGACAUACCUUCAACUCUGCGUAAAGACGACAUUGUGAGCCUUAUUGACGCUGGGAUAAAAUAUCGGCAAAAUCCCCCGUUCCCUGCAUUACAACCUGUCAAUUUACCCUGUGAUGUCGUCUGUCAAAGGAUUCUUCUCACAUUCAUCUCUAGCGAUGGUAACACCGAAGACGGUGAUGAGGACCGCUUAUGGCUGUUGCUGAGCAACAUGAAGGAUAAUCAUGCCGGUUCGCAUCUCCAACUUCCUGUUGCAGUCUCAGUCCUGGAACAAACGAUCACAUUCACGGCAAAAAGACUGGUUCAAGAAUGCAUGCCCUUAAUUUACAACCAGCUUAAUGUGAACACAUGUGGGAUUUUGGGGGUGCAGCACAAUGGGAAACUCCCAAGCAAAGCAGAUGGGGUCUGUUUUAACAUGCUUGUGUUAUUGGAGUAUGCAGAGGAAGAGGAGGGAACCGAUAUUAGUAGUCCACCGAAAUCAGAGAGCGAUUGUUACAUAUGGCAUGAAGUGACCAAUCACAGCCUGAGGGCAGAAAUACUUCAGAGAAUUAGGGAAGGGUCAGUCCUGCCUGUUCACAAUUAGAACCAAUACUAAUUUAGCCUUCAAGAGGAUGUGUGUGUGGCUUUCUUCCACAAACAAAUAUUUUAGAAUAUUUCAGCUCUGUACUCACAAUGCAAGUGAAUGGGUGCCAAAAGCACAUAAAUCAGCAUGAAAGUAAUCCAUAAGACUCCAGUGGUUUAAUUCAUGUCUUCAGAAGUAAUAUGAUAGGUGUGGGUGAGAAUCAGAUCAAUAUUUAAUUAUUUAAUACUUUUACUAUAAAUCUCCACUUUCACAUUCUUGUGUUUUUGGCGAUUUGCAUUCUUCGUGCAACUGGGCAGGAAGGAGAAUUUAUAAUAAAAAAGGAUUUAAAUACUGAUCUGUUUCUCACCCACACCUAUCACAUUGCUUUCCAUUCUCUUGUUGAAGGGAGAGUAAAUGAUGAGAGAAUUGUCAUUUUUAGGUGAACUAUUCCUUAAAUCAUAUUAAAGCCAGGAUUUUGUUACAUCUGGCCAAAAUUGUGUUAGCUUUACUAUGAAUAAGUUUUUCCAAAGCAUGGAAACAUGUAGCCAAUAUGUACUGAAUCUGUUUCUCUGAAGCACAUGAAAUGAAAUGUGCAUCUUUCUGAAGAAUUAGAGACAAUAGCACAGAAAUCUUUAAAGAAAUUACGUCAAUAAACUUUCAUGGUGCUGUGAGUCACACUUUUUGCUCUUUAUACUGUAUCAUCAGUGUUGGGUAGAUUACUUUUGAAAUGUAAUAUGGUACAAAUUACACAACACAUUUUUUUUAUAAAAUGUUUUUAGGUAAUCUAAUUUGAUUGCUUUGGAAUAACUAUAGCAUGUUCUGAUGAAAACCUAAUUUUAAGUGUAUCAAGUACCAAUUAUCACUUCUUCCGGAGUCCAUUUGAAAGUAAACCAUAAAGUAAAAUAUUUUUUUAUAAUCGGAUUAUGUAAUCCAGAUUACACAUAGUCAAUUACUAUCAAACACUGUGUAUCAUUUACAUUAUUGUACCUCAGUAUGUGGUUUAACUAUGUGGUUUUUAUAAUACAGUGCUUGCAAUGAUGUCAUUAAAACUUGGUCUUUUCUUUCUUUCAUGGUUAUGUAACAAUUUUUUGCUGGAUUAAACUGCAAAC
Messenger RNA from Xyrauchen texanus (razorback sucker), 2198 nucleotides. RefSeq names its product 8-oxo-dGDP phosphatase NUDT18-like. The coding region runs from base 85 to 1110 and encodes 341 amino acids. Lineage: Eukaryota; Metazoa; Chordata; Actinopteri; Cypriniformes; Catostomidae. The record is from RefSeq and is a predicted model, not a curated record. Gene Ontology annotation, molecular function: 8-oxo-dGDP phosphatase activity; magnesium ion binding; 8-oxo-GDP phosphatase activity. The transcript has 3 exons.